Messenger RNA from Lathyrus sativus (Indian pea), 2448 nucleotides. NCBI's taxonomy places the organism in Eukaryota, Viridiplantae, Streptophyta, Magnoliopsida, Fabales, Fabaceae. The record is from the annotation of a GenBank genome assembly.
AUGUCAAGAAUCAUUCAAGAGAAGAAGCUAGGUGCAGGACGUGUUGUUGCAGUAGCCAUUGAAAACAACAAAACAAGCCAAUACGCUGCUAAAUGGGCUGUUGAUAAUCUUCUUCCUAAAGAUCAACAUCUUUUGUUACUUCAUGUUAGACAAAGAGCUUCUUCAAUUCCUACAACAAAUGGAAACCUUAUAGCUGUUGAUGUCAAUGAUGAUGUUGCUAGAGCUUACAUGCAUCAAAUGGAUAACGAAUCGAGAGAGCUUUUCUCUUCGUUUCGUGUCUUCUGCAAUAGAAAGAAUAUAUUGUGCAAAGAAAUCUUGUUGGAAGACUUGGAUGUAUCUAAGGGUAUAAUCGAUGGUAUUACGACAUAUUCCAUUGAGCUUCUUGUUCUUGGAUCGCCGUCAAGGAGUGGUCUUGUAAGAAGAUUUAGGACAACUGAUGUUCCUAAUCUUGUGUCGAAAGGAGCGCCUGCGUUUUGCACGGUGUACAUUAUUUCCAAAGGAAAAAUCUCGUCUGUGAAAACCGCUACUAGUCCUUUAACAGUGAAACCCGUAGCGCGUAGCAAUGCUAUACAGAUGCCACAACAGCUGCAGCAAAGUCCUGAUACAUUCGAUCUACAACAGUUAAUGCGAAACCAGCCGCCACAACAGCUGCAGCAAAGUCCUGAUAGAUUCGAUCUACAACAGUUAAUGCGAAACCAGCCGCCACGACAAACAUCAGAGAAACCAUCGUUACUUUCACACCUUCAAGACAAAGAAGAUGAAAUCAAAUCACCAUUUAUGAGAGGCGGAAGACCAGUUCACAGACCGUACGAGUCUACGAUAAAUGAGUCUGAUAUCUCAUUCGUGAGCAGCGGAAGGCCAAGUAUUGAUAGGAUGUUCCCUUCGUUUUACGAAGAAAUGGACUCUGUAAGUGGAAUGACCCCCCGGCUUUCAGGAGGCUCGGAUUAUGAUAUUAGAAGCUUCGGUUCGUCUUUCUCGGGUGCUAAGUCAAUUGAUCAGAAUGACUAUUCAUUCUGUUCACAAGACAGUGGAAUGUCCAUGUCACCGCAACUAAAGAUAUCAAGCUCGGAUGAAGUAGAAGCUGAAAUGAGGAGAUUGAGAAUAGAGCUGAAGCAAACAAUGGAAAUGUAUAAUUCAGCUUGCAAGGAAGCAUUGACAGCCAAACAAAAGGCAAUGGAACUUCAGCGUUGGAAAUCUGACGAACAAAGGAAAGUCGAAGAUGCGAAAUUAUCUGAAGAAACAGCAAUGGCAGUAGCUGAGAAAGAGAGAGUGAAAAGCAAAGUUGCGAUGGAGGCAGCAGAAGCAAGUAGAAAAAUUGCAGAGUUGGAAGCACGGAAAAGAGUGGAUGCGGAAAUGAAAUCUAACACAGGAGCAGACAGUUUCUUACAUGGUCCGGCUAGGUACCGAAGAUACACUAUUGAGGAAAUAGAAGAAGCAACAAAAUACUUUUCAAGCUCGCUGAAGAUCGGUGAAGGAGGUUAUGGACCAGUCUAUAGGGCUGAACUAGAUCACACUGCAGUUGCAAUAAAAGUGUUGAAACCCGAUGCAGCUCAAGGACGGUCACAGUUUCAACAAGAGAUUGAAGUUCUUAGUAGCAUAAGGCAUCCAAACAUGGUUCUUCUCCUUGGAGCGUGUCCGGAGUUUGGUUGCCUAGUGUAUGAGCACAUGAGUAAGGGAAGCUUGGAUGAUUGUCUCUUUAGGAGAAAUAAUAGUAAGUUUCGGGUUCUACCAUGGCAGCUAAGAUUCCGAAUUGCGGCGGAGAUUGCCACCGGGCUCCUUUUCCUUCACCAGACAAAACCAGAACCAUUGGUGCACCGUGACUUAAAACCAGGAAAUAUUUUGCUCGACCGGAACUAUGUGAGCAAGAUUAGUGAUGUAGGUUUGGCAAGGCUUGUCCCUCCUUCAGUUGCAGACACGGUGACACAGUAUCGCAUGACAGCAACUGCUGGAACUUUCUGUUACAUUGAUCCGGAGUACCAGCAAACGGGCAUGCUGGGAACAAAGUCUGAUAUUUACUCACUUGGUAUCAUGCUUCUGCAGUUGAUAACAGCAAAGCCACCGAUGGGUUUGAGUCACCAUGUUGCAAAAUCUAUUGAGAGAGGUACUUUUGGUGAGAUGCUUGAUCCUGCUGUUGAAGAUUGGCCAAUUGAACAUGCUAUGCAUUUUGCCAAGCUUGCUCUUCAGUGUUCUGAAAUGAGAAAAAAAGAUAGACCUGAUCUUGGGAAAGUUAUUUUGCCGGAGCUUAACAAACUCAGAGAUUUUGCUGAGGAAAACAUGCCUAUGAUGAUGAUGUUUGGUGGUGGUGGAGGAUUCAAUCAAAGAAAUAAUUUUUCUUCGCAAUCCACGUUAUCCUCAUCAAGUCAAGACUCAAUGAGUGAUUCCCAGUCAAUGUCUGGAAUGUCUGGAUAUGAAAGCCGUUCAAGUUCAUCUUCAGUAGGGAAAAUGUAA